Marmota monax (woodchuck) is the source of this 5592-nucleotide messenger RNA. It is a transcript of the gene Fubp1, whose product is annotated as far upstream element binding protein 1. Lineage: Eukaryota; Metazoa; Chordata; Mammalia; Rodentia; Sciuridae. Gene Ontology annotation, cellular component: cytoplasm; nucleus. Gene Ontology annotation, biological process: regulation of DNA-templated transcription. Bases 117 to 2153 code for a protein of 678 amino acids. The transcript is spliced from 21 exons. The record is from RefSeq and is a predicted model, not a curated record. Gene Ontology annotation, molecular function: mRNA binding.
CGAUGGUCGCGCAAGAAUGUGAUAGAAGCUCGACGGUCGCCAUUUUCUUCCUUUCUUAGCAGUUAGCUGAGAGGAGGUCUCUGUGAAGAAGCGGCAGCGGUUCUUGUAGUGUAGCCAUGGCAGACUAUUCAACAGUGCCUCCACCCUCCUCUGGGUCAGCUGCUGGUGGUGGUGGCGGCGGUGGUGGAGGAGGAGUUAACGAUGCUUUCAAAGAUGCGCUGCAGAGAGCCCGGCAGAUUGCAGCAAAAAUUGGGGGUGAUGCUGGUACAUCAUUAAAUUCAAAUGACUAUGGUUAUGGGGGACAAAAAAGACCUUUAGAAGAUGGAGAUGGCUCUUGGACAAGUCCGAGCAGUACAACACACUGGGAGGGAAUGCCCUCUCCUUUUAAAGAUCAACCAGAUGCUAAGAAAGUUGCUCCUCAGAAUGACUCUUUUGGAACACAGUUACCACCAAUGCAUCAGCAACAAAGCAGAUCUGUAAUGACAGAAGAAUACAAAGUUCCAGAUGGAAUGGUUGGAUUUAUAAUUGGGAGAGGAGGUGAACAGAUCUCACGCAUACAGCAAGAAUCUGGAUGCAAAAUACAGAUAGCUCCUGACAGUGGUGGCCUUCCAGAAAGGUCUUGUAUGUUAACUGGAACACCUGAAUCUGUCCAAUCGGCAAAACGGUUACUAGAUCAGAUUGUUGAAAAAGGAAGACCAGCUCCUGGAUUUCAUCAUGGUGAUGGACCUGGAAAUGCGGUUCAAGAAAUCAUGAUUCCAGCUAGCAAGGCAGGAUUAGUUAUUGGAAAGGGAGGAGAGACUAUUAAACAACUUCAGGAACGGGCUGGAGUUAAAAUGGUUAUGAUUCAAGAUGGGCCUCAGAACACUGGUGCUGAUAAGCCUCUUAGGAUUACAGGCGACCCAUACAAAGUUCAACAAGCCAAGGAAAUGGUGUUAGAAUUAAUUCGUGAUCAAGGUGGUUUCAGAGAAGUUCGAAAUGAGUACGGGUCAAGAAUAGGAGGAAAUGAAGGGAUUGAUGUUCCGAUUCCAAGAUUUGCUGUUGGCAUUGUAAUAGGAAGAAAUGGAGAGAUGAUCAAAAAAAUACAGAAUGAUGCUGGUGUUCGAAUUCAGUUUAAGCCAGAUGAUGGAACAACACCUGAUAGAAUAGCACAAAUAACAGGACCCCCAGACCGAUGUCAACAUGCUGCAGAAAUUAUUACAGACCUUCUUCGAAGUGUUCAGGCUGGUAAUCCUGGUGGACCUGGACCUGGUGGUCGAGGAAGAGGUAGAGGUCAAGGCAACUGGAACAUGGGACCACCUGGUGGACUACAGGAAUUUAAUUUCAUUGUGCCAACCGGGAAGACUGGAUUAAUAAUAGGAAAAGGAGGUGAGACCAUAAAAAGCAUAAGCCAACAGUCUGGUGCAAGAAUAGAACUUCAGAGAAAUCCUCCACCUAAUGCAGACCCUAAUAUGAAAUUAUUUACAAUUCGUGGCACUCCACAGCAAAUAGACUAUGCUCGGCAACUCAUAGAAGAAAAGAUUGGUGGCCCAGUAAAUCCUUUAGGGCCCCCUGUACCCCAUGGGCCCCAUGGUGUCCCAGGCCCCCAUGGGCCUCCUGGGCCUCCAGGGCCUGGAACUCCAAUGGGACCAUACAACCCUGCACCUUAUAAUCCUGGACCACCUGGCCCAGCUCCUCAUGGUCCUCCAGCCCCAUAUGCUCCUCAGGGGUGGGGAAAUGCAUAUCCACAUUGGCAGCAACAGGCUCCUCCUGAUCCAGCUAAGGCAGGAACGGAUCCAAAUUCAGCAGCUUGGGCUGCUUAUUAUGCUCACUAUUACCAACAGCAAGCACAGCCACCACCUGCAGCUCCUGCAGGUGCACCAACUACAACCCAGACUAAUGGACAAGGUAACUAUGGAGAUCAGCAAAAUCCAGCUCCAGCUGGACAGGUUGAUUAUACCAAGGCUUGGGAAGAGUACUACAAGAAAAUGGGUCAAGCAGUUCCUGCUCCUACUGGGGCUCCACCAGGUGGUCAGCCAGAUUAUAGUGCGGCCUGGGCUGAGUACUAUAGACAACAAGCAGCUUAUUAUGCCCAGACAAGUCCCCAGGGAAUGCCACAGCAUCCUCCAGCACCUCAGUGCAGGUUUGAUCCAGCCAGUAUAGAACUAGCUCUGUAGGGGUGAGGAGGACUGUGCUGUGUAUCAUCCUUGAUUGUGUUCCUUCAAGGAGCAUUGCACUGUAAGUACAUCAGAAUGACAAAUUGAUGAACUGCAACAGUAUCUUUUUGUCAAUGUUCCACAUAAUGCAAAUGCCAUAUUUUGUGUGAAUAUUAUGUUGGAAUACAGUGCUAAUAUCUUGGAAAACUAUAAUUGCUUAACAUAGAAUAAUACAUAGUUCUGUUUUUUUUUUUCUAAGUGAGCUUAAUGGGUAAGUAUUUUUGAUAUGCUUUAGCUAUAGCUAAAGAAAACUUGAUCAUUAAAAAAAUUGAACAGUAUUAUUGGUGCUCCUAAAAUAUUGUUUUUUGGUUAAAAUAUGCAUAUCGUAUAUUAAUAUGAAAAACUUGAAAUGUGUAAGACAGAAGUGGUUCUCAGCUUGCAAAUAAUAAGCAAUGUAGCACUUUUAACACCAUAAAUAUAUUUUCUGUCAUUGGUGGGGAGCACCAUUUGUUGCUUUGAAUAUACUGUAAAGGAAGAUGUGCAAGAACAAAAUGUUGAGAUUACCUGUAGGGGAAAAUAGCAGUACAGUUCAUUUUAGAUAUUUUGAAAUGUUUUUGAUUGUUUUAUAUAACCUAGAGUGAUUUCCCUUACCCUUAUUUAGAUAUGGAUGUGUAGUACUAGUUUGAAGUUUAAUAGUUAAGGAGUUAGUUAAUCUAUUAUCUUUAAGAUUAGGGUAUUGACAUGAAAAUUUGAGUAUUUUGCAUGAUUCUGUUGUGUAGAUGAUCUUUUAGGAAAGUGGUGCAUUUAUUAAUUAAAACUGAAGAAAUAGUUCAGUUGGAUUCAGUAUCAUAACUCACAAAUUGGAGGCUGUUGAUUUUGAUUCAUUUAAGGUUUAAAAUCUUUAUUAAUUGCAAACAGUGCAAUUAUUUAUACUUCACAGUGCCUUCCCAGACCUUCCACCUUAGGUUCUGCUGCAAAAAGCACAGGUAAGCACAACCUAAGGACAUAUAUAAAUAAAUAUUUCAGUACAUUAAUGUUGUCCCUGUGAGGUUUUUGUGGUUGUGUACUCAAAAGCAAUCUGCUGCUGCUACCCCAAAAUGUAUUUUGUUAUGCUACCAUUUUAGUGGAAAGUCUGUUAAGUUGUUCAAGCAACUGUACAUUUCUGGGUUAUGUUUUUCAUUUUAAUUUUUUUAUUAAAACGAAAGUAAUGUAGAUUGCUGCUAUAACUGAUCUACAUGCAAAUCUUGCAUUUUUCCCCAAAAUAUAAAAUUGUUGCAGUUAAGAAAGGACAGUUGCAUAGUUUUCAAAAUUUAGGAAAUCGGUUGGUCAGAAACUUCAACAGCCUUCACAGUCUGUUUAUGAUUGACACGACAUUUUCUUUGCCCUCCAAAGCUAUGGUUUCUUUAUUUUCUUUUUUCUUAUUCUUGAACUAUAAUAAAUCAGUAAGAACAUUAUGGGACAGUUUUUAUUAUCAUUUUUUUUCUUAGACAAGUCUGUUUUCAUAACAAAUGCUGAAAAGAAAAAAUUAUGAAAUACUGGCAGUAUGUUUUGAUAAAAGGCAUGUGCAUCAGUGAAAUGUUAACUGUAUAGCAAAUAACCUUUCAUAAUCUGUGUAGCAACCAAUAUUUUUCUGACUUAUAAUAUUUUAAUAACUGACGCUGCAUUUAUUUUAUUUUUGCCAGUUUUAAGUGUUUGUGUGUUCUUAUAGAUGAUUUUAACUGGUACAUAAUUUUGAGUUAAGAUGAUUGUAUUAAAGCAGCAUCAUACCAGUUUUGUUUAUUCAGUUUCUAAAAUGUGCUGAUCCUUUUAAAACUCCUGCUUAUCUCUACAUCAAAGAAAAAUAUUCAAAAAUACUGCCUUCAUUUUCACACACAGUGCUGAAGAUGCUGCAAGCACCAAAUCAUAGCUCAUAAAAUCAGGUCCUGAGAUAGUUACCCAUAAAGAGGAAUCCUUUGAGUGUAUGCCAUUGGUGAGCCGAUGAGCAUGGACCAUAGAAGGGCUCAAUGUAGAAGGUAAAAUUGGCAAAUCAUAAUUGAGAAAUAUGAAAUGUAUUCCCAUACAUAAUAUGGUAUAGGGUGUAAUGUACCUGCUUUUGAUCACUUUUCAUUUUAAAGUGCUGUUCACUUGAUCUUAAAUGUUCCAUGAACUGUUAAAUUUCUUAAGUUACUGCACCACAUUUAUGCUUUUGUGUGUUUGAUAGUCAAUGCUAGUUAUGUUAAAAUUUGAUAAUACAAAGGGGCUCUUGACUUUAAGAGCCUGUCAAGUUUUGGUUAGUUGUAGUUUGCAUUUUUAUAAAAGAAAAUAUAGAUGAAUGCUAAUAGAUAUUGUGGCAUUGUUGCUAUCUCAUGAGAAUUUUUUAAUUCAUAAGCCUUCUUGAUAAAAUAAGCAUUUUUUUAAAAUGGCGCUAACCUUUCCAUAAUUUUGAAAUAAAGGGAAAGCAGAAAAGGUGAGCCAGAUGGUUUGAAAUGAUAAUGGAUCUUAGUGGUGGUAGGGAAAAAAAAUGUUUAGAUUGAAAUUUAACUGAUUGAUUUGAUUAGCACUUGAGCAAAAACUUGACAAUGUGUUUUUAAAACAUCUUAGUGUUGUGAUACUUAGAAUUCUAUAGUUUGAUGUUUUUUGUUUUUUUUUGUUUUGUUUAGAAAUAAGUAUAGUGUUUUAACUAAUGAAAAUGGUUUAAUACUAAGAAUAGUGAUUUGAUACUAGUUGUUUAUUAACAUUGUAAAACGUAUCCUUAAACAAAUAUCUUUGAGGUUUAUUCAUAAUGGCAGGUUUGGUUAGGUGUAGCAGAGUGACUUAGAAAGAAAUAGGAGUAUAUUACUAAGUAACAGUAUUUGUUUGGAUGCUCUUCCAGUAGAAUCUUCUACCUAAAAAGUUAUCUGUUGUCUAGAAUAAUGUAGUAGAGUUUACUAAUCAAUGAGGAUGUUUUACUUUUUUUUUUCUGCAAAUUCUGCCUCAUUUAAAAAUGCUUUUUAACAAUACCUAGUUAAAUAUAAUUUGACUCUGAAAAUAACCUUACGUUUUAUUUGAACAGUCACUUGAUUUUUCUUACCACAAUAAAACUUUCGAGGGAUUUUUAAAUUGGUGCUUUUAAAAAGCAAAUAAAUCCCAGAGUUUUAUUUUCUUCAGUAAUACCCCUAAAGAAAACUCUUAAAUGUAUUUGCGAAUAUAUAUAUAUAUAUUUUUUCUUAUGCAUGCUCGAUGCAUUUUCGUCCUGAGAAAAGUGUUCUCUACAGAAACUACCCGUGUGUAAAAAGAAGAUUGGCUUAAAAUGGCUACUGUGAUGGGAACAGUGUCUUAGGGAGAUGCAGCUUGGACUUGAGGUAAAUUGAAUACUUUACAAACUGUGGUUUAGAGUUUGCUUUAAUGACACUGUAUGUAAAAGGACGUAUGCUUGCUGUAAUUUUGUAUUCAUUUUGGUCUCCUCAAUAAAAUAAAUAAAUAAAUGUACUUUGAAUUAUAA